UCCAGAGAGAACACCGGCGAGGAAAGUGCGCAAAUUUACGGAGAACACACUAAAACAAAUGGGGCAAAAAGAGAAAGGCUAGGUGGAGUUGCGCGCAUCGCAUUUGCGCACACCCGGAAAAACAAUAUGCCUACGGCCAGCACAUGAGUUUUAGAGCUACUCAUGCCGCUACGAUGCGAAAUCAAGAUCGAUGAGCAGAGUUUAUCGGCCUUAGGUCCAGGCGGGACCAUGACAGGUAAAAGCAGUAGAGCUGGACGGGCUGCAAGGAAGAGAAAACGGAAACGUGAAGGCUGCAUACAAUCAGCCUCUCUCUGCCACCAGCUGCAGUAUGUGAGGCUGAUGAAGUUUCUUCACCAACGAGGAUUCACCUCAACCCUACUGCAGCCGGCCCUCUUCACGAACACAGGCAGAGGUCUGCAGACUCUAAAAACUAUCAAGCCUGGGCAGCUGAUCAUUUCUCUGCCUGAGUCUUGCCUCCUCACAACCUCCACUGUUCUGGACAGCUACCUGGGACCACAUAUCAAGAGCUGGACGCCCCGUCCUUCCCCUCUCUUGGCGCUCUGUGUCUUCUUGGUAUGUGAGCGGCACAAAGGGGAGGCCUCUGAUUGGUUCCCCUACAUUGAUGUGCUGCCUGACACUUACACCUGUCCCGCCUAUUUCACUGACGACGUCAUGGCCGUUUUGCCUGCCAGUGUACGGCGGCGAGCCUUGGAGCAGAGGGAGGCAGUCCGAGAGAUCCACUCCUCAAAUAAAGAUUUCUUCAGGUCCCUGCAGCCAAUUCUGAACCAACCCACAGAGGAGGUGUUGACCUACGAGGCACUGAGAUGGGCGUGGUGUAGUGUCAACACACGUUCUGUCUUCAUGUCCCAGCCACCCAACACCUACCUCCCUGGAGAGGAUAAUUAUGCUUUAGCUCCCUUUCUGGACCUGCUCAACCACCGCCCUGACGUGCAGGUAAAAGCAAGUUUCAACAGUGCCACGAGAUGUUAUGAAAUCAGGAGUGUUUCUGGGACACUGCGCCGCCAGCAGGCCUUCAUUAACUACGGUUCUCACGAUAAUCAGCGUCUGUUGCUGGAGUACGGAUUUGUUGCCAGUGCGAAUCCCCACAGUGUGGUCUAUGUGGAUACAGAUCUGCUCUGUGAUGUUCUAAGAGGUGACAGGAGCUUGGAUCCAAAGAUCAAGUUUCUCAGAGAGAACAGUUUCCUCCAUAAUCUCACUGUGUCCAGUGAAGGUCCCAGCUGGAGGCUGAUGACGGCCCUCAGACUGUUGUCCCUGCCACAGACUCUGUAUCACCAGUGGAAGGCGGUGUUGCUCGGCCAGGAGGUUUGUGACGAGAGGCAGCAGUGGAGCGUUCAGACUGCUAAGACUCUCUGCCAACGGCUGCUACAAGACACGCACAUGGCCCUCGAUAAGAUCUCCAGCCUCCUGCAAGAGUGUGAGCAGCCAGUCAGAGAGCAGCUGGAUGUGGUUGAGUCAUUGCGGCAGGACGAGCGGUGCAUUCUGGGAAGCUGUCUUCAGGCACUGGAACGUUCAGAGAAACAAGGCGACAACCUGCUGUCGGUGUGAUGACAUCUGACUGGCUCUGGGUUCUGACAGUUGAGCCGAGGCCUCACAACAUCUCGGUGGAUAAUGCUAGACCACCAGGGUCACAGUGGAAUCCAUGUACGCUGAAAGAUCAUCUUCACUCUGUUACUUUGAGGCUCUCGACAAACACCAACAUUUAUCACCAGUCAAGCACAAAUACUUCAGUCUACUAAACAUUCAGUAAACAGAAUGCUGCAUUCCUGCUUUUUAUCUCAGAGACUCCAGAUGAUUUGAUUUUAAUGCCUUUUAUGUCUUGUAUUUAUUUUCAUUAAAAAAAAAAAAAAAAAAGAUAAUU
Messenger RNA from Mugil cephalus (flathead mullet), 1879 nucleotides. It is a transcript of the gene setd4, whose product is annotated as SET domain containing 4. Gene Ontology annotation, biological process: peptidyl-lysine trimethylation; positive regulation of transcription by RNA polymerase II; peptidyl-lysine monomethylation. Gene Ontology annotation, molecular function: histone H3K4 methyltransferase activity; transcription coactivator activity; histone H3K36 methyltransferase activity. The transcript has 13 exons. Lineage: Eukaryota; Metazoa; Chordata; Actinopteri; Mugiliformes; Mugilidae. Bases 163 to 1566 code for a protein of 467 amino acids. The record is from RefSeq and is a predicted model, not a curated record.